AUGAGUUCGGUAUCAGCGUAUUCGCGUAAUUUGAAUAAGAAUAUUCCAAGCUAUGAUCAUAUGAUCUCAUGGACUCGUGAGUCCGUGAAAUUAUAUGACACUAUUGGUAUUAAGAAUGCUAACAUUCCUACUGGUGAAGGAAUUAAAGAAAUUGUUUUUAAUAACCAAUCACGUUCAGCAGCAAUUUUCUUAAGUAAUGGCACUAAGAAUACUGAAAACUUGAACACACCUGGGGAUCUAGAUAGUGACAGGUUAUCGCAAGUCGAUAAGCUAAUAUCUGAUGCUCAUGCAAGUAAAAACGAUAUAUUUAAUUUGAAAGAAGGGGAAGAAGAUCAACAGACUGUAAAUGAUUAUUUUAAAAUUUCAAAAGAGAUGAAAAAUAAACAAAGAGAUAAUGUCGAUAAUAACUUUGAAGAAACUGAUAAAUUAUUAUCUGAUUCUCGUCAUCAAUCAAUUAAUGAGGAAGCCGAUGCCCUAUUACGUGAUUCUCAUUUGUCAACCAAUGUUGCUGUCAAUACUUUGCAAGUGCAAGCUGAAAAUAACGGAGAAUCGGUUGAAUCUAUGCUCCAUAAUCAGCCAUCAAUCAAUAUCGAGGAAGUUGAAUUAUUACCUGAUUCUUAUUCAUCAAUUAAUGUUGCUGUCAAUACUUCGCAAACAGUUAGCACUAAUAAUCACAUUUCUCUUGAAAAUGAAUACGCUACUGACAACCAAGAAUCAUUUAUACAACUGGACAGUUCUCAAAGUCCAAUUUCUCUUCAAGAUAAUAUUUCAGAUGAACAAAACAGUCUAAUUAUAACAAAACAUGAACCAAUCUCAACAGAUAAAUCUAAUAGGGAGCUAGUUAAUGAAGGUAGUUCUGAAAUAAGGAGAGUUAAGGGAAUGCCAAAAAAUUUCGCAUCUCAAGAUCUAGGCAAAAUAUCUGAAAUGUUUUCUCAGCCUAUCGACCAAUAUUUUAAAAAAGAAGUCUUUGAAGUAUCAAUGAAACCCGAACCAUUCCCAAAAAUAAUGGAAAUGGUUGAAAUAAAAUUAAAAGCAGAUUUUUUUCACAAUGCGUCUGAAGUUGAAUAUAACUUCCUCGUCAAAGAAUUAUUAGGGACUUCCAAAAUGUUAAAUUUAGAUGCUCCAAAGGUAGUCCUCAUUGCCAGAGAAAACUUUAUAAAGAUUUUAAGAGUUAUCGAACAGAAAGAAAAGGAAAUUGCAAUAGAUGACGAUGAGGAACCUAGUAAUUCAUCAACAGAAAUAGGCAUUCAUGAAAGUGUACAAAAUUCUAGCUUCGAUAUUGAGAAAGAUAGUACUUUACCAAUAAAUAAUCAAAUCUCUAAUGAUUCUGGUGAUCUCAUAUCUAUACCUUCAAGCCUUAGAGAAAAAAAAAACCAGUCUUCUAUUAUAUUUGAAAUCACUAAAAGAGAUGAGAUGCAAGGUUUGGAAACUAAUACUCAGGAAUCGAUACAACAUGCUGACACUCUUUCAGAUGAAUAUUCUAAUACUGAUGAAGAAAAUGAUGAGUUGAAUUUUGAUGCAGCUUUAACUUUAAUGCAUGAGGCAAAAGAAACAAGUAAAUUUACUGACUGGUAUCAGUUUAAGAUAAAUGCAAAGUUUAAAGCUGCAAAGAAAGAUGAACGAUUUAAUAAGAAUUCAUCAAGUAACAAAAAAGAAAAAGAACGAAUGGAAUACACAAUAUCUGAAUUGUCCGAUGCUGAUCCUGAUAAAUAUAAAUCAAUAUCAUCGAACACAAAUAUUGCUGCCGAAGAAUCGCAAGCAAGUGGUAGACUUCAAAAUUCUAAUAAGAUGAUGAACCUUUCACAAACUUCAAAUGAUCUAGAGUUUGGUGAAGAAAAUGAAUAUGAGCAUACUAAUACUAAUCAGGAUGUUGAUGUUAGAGAAGUGAACGUGUUUUCAAUUUCUUCAGAUUUGACAGAGGAUUCCUUAACUAGUGUCGAUGAAAUAUUGAAACUGUCUAUAACCCAAAGCGACAAUCCUAGUAAGAAAAUGAAUCCUGAUAUCAUUAAUGCUAAAAGCAUUGUAGAAAGCAAUAGAAAUAAUGUGUUUUCAAUUUCAUCAAUCAUUAACAAUCAACAAGAGAUAUACACUUCAAAUAUUAAUGAACAAAAUCUAUAG
This is a messenger RNA of Racocetra persica, 2118 nucleotides long. The record is from the annotation of a GenBank genome assembly. NCBI's taxonomy places the organism in Eukaryota, Fungi, Glomeromycota, Glomeromycetes, Diversisporales, Gigasporaceae.